AUGUGCAUUGGUAAUUUAAGUUUCUACACAACAGAGGAGCAAAUAUAUGAAGUGUUUGCAAAAUGCGCGAGCCCCGAGGACGGUGGGGGCAUUAAACGCAUUAUUAUGGGAUUAGACAGGAACACAAGAACACCUUGUGGCUUUUGUUUUGUGGAAUUCUACACGCACGCUGAAGCUUUGGCCAGCAUGCGCUAUGUCAGUGGGACGAAACUCGACGAACGGAUAAUUCGGUGUGAUCUCGACUUGGGGUACAAAGAAGGCCGACAGUUUGGACGGGGGAAGAGUGGGGGCCAGGUAAGAGACGAACAUCGACAGGACUACGACCCAGGACGAGGUGGAUGGGGUGCGCAAGCGCAACGACUGGAGAUCGAGAGGAGGCGUGAGGUGGAGGAGAGGUAUGCUGACGCCCAGGACGGCCCUGGUGCUGUCGCUGGCGGAGGAGGAGAGUGGAAGCAAGAUGAGGCUGCAGGAGCUGAGCGGACCUUGAAGAGAGGACGGUCACCAGAUGAUGAAGGGGAAGGACGAGAAGGCCAAAGAACCAAAAUGGACGAUGUAGAUGCUGAAAGGAUGUAG
Molecule: messenger RNA, 573 nt
Organism: Cyclocybe aegerita
Lineage: Eukaryota; Fungi; Basidiomycota; Agaricomycetes; Agaricales; Hemipholiotaceae
Source: the annotation of a GenBank genome assembly